This is a messenger RNA of Rhipicephalus sanguineus (brown dog tick), 1305 nucleotides long. Its product is annotated as protein Wnt-9a. Gene Ontology annotation, cellular component: extracellular region. The transcript has 5 exons. Gene Ontology annotation, biological process: cell fate commitment; neuron differentiation; multicellular organism development. Gene Ontology annotation, molecular function: frizzled binding; cytokine activity. Lineage: Eukaryota; Metazoa; Arthropoda; Arachnida; Ixodida; Ixodidae. Bases 1 to 1284 code for a protein of 427 amino acids. The record is from RefSeq and is a predicted model, not a curated record.
AUGCGGGCGCUGGUGGUCUGUGUGUGCCUCUACCUCAACCAGGCAGCCAUGGCCAGCAUCGGGACACCGCCCAGACAGGGCCAUAGACUGGGCUGUCACCCUAAACUCCAGUUCCUCUGCAUCCGCGACUGUUCCACUUGGCACACUGCCCGCAUGCCAUCCACUCUGAAGAGCCAAGAGCCUACAAGUCGAUCGUGUUUUUCGCGGCUAAUAUUGCUCUGGUGUCUCAGGGUCCUGUCGAGGUCGAAGCCUUUAAUCCUGGACCCCGACCACGAGGUGUCUGAACGCGAGUUCUGCCACCAGCACAGGAGGGAUCCAAGCGUGCGGCGCUUUUGCGUCUCGGAGCCGGCCGUGAUACACACCAUCGUGCAGGGCAUGCGAAAUACUGUUAACACCUGCCAGCUGCUGUUCAAGUGGGAGCACUGGCAGUGCGACCUGCUCCAGGAUCGCAGGAACCUGCUCAGAAAAGUGUACCCCGAGACAGCCUUCGUGUACGCCCUGACGGCGGCCGGCGUGGCCCACAGCGUGGCCCAGGGUUGCCGGACAGGCCGGCUCAGCCACCGUUGCUCGUGCGGUGAGGCAGGCCGCGAAGAGCCGGCGGCCUCCACGGCUUUGCAGCAAGGCUGGAAGUGGGGCGGCUGCGGGGACAACUACCCGUUCGCGGCCAAAUUCGUACGGCGCCUCUUGGCGCGAGAGUCCGGGAAGAGGCCGCGUACGCUGAGGAGACCUGUCGACACGCACAACAUCAUCGUGGGAAUCAGGACGCUGAAGCGCGGCAUCCGGCCCGUCUGCAAGUGUCACGGCGUGUCCGGGUCGUGCUCUCUCAAGACCUGCUGGCGGGAGCUGGCGCCCUUUCCCGAGGUGGCGCGACGGCUGAAGCGCAAGUACGCCCACGCCGUACCGGCCGAGAUCGAGAACAAGCCCGAGUUCGCCGCCACGGACGUGGUGGCCAAGCCACGCAAGGCGCCGGCCGCCACGCUGGGCACAACGCAGAGACCCAAAUGGCUGGCCGCCGUCACUGCCAAGCUGCGAAGGCUGGGCAGGGACCGUCUCGUCUAUCUCGAGAAGUCGCCUUCUUUCUGCGAGCCGAACCCGCUCACUGGCAGCGGCAUGACAGGACGUCGCUGUCGGGACAGGGAUCACUGCAACAAGAUGUGCUGCGGUAACGGACACCGCAACUUCACCGAGGUCGUCUACGAGACGUGCCAGUGCCGCAUGGUGUGGUGCUGUAAGCUGGAGUGCAAGACUUGCGAGAACGUCACUACCGCUUACGCCUGCUUGUGACUGAGUUGCGCUUCAGUGUUG